This is a messenger RNA of Helianthus annuus (common sunflower), 468 nucleotides long. Its product is annotated as lysine-rich arabinogalactan protein 19-like. NCBI's taxonomy places the organism in Eukaryota, Viridiplantae, Streptophyta, Magnoliopsida, Asterales, Asteraceae. The record is from RefSeq and is a predicted model, not a curated record. Bases 1 to 468 code for a protein of 155 amino acids. The transcript has 3 exons.
AUGGUUGACCCAGUAGACCCUGCAUUCGCUGACGAUGCAGAUUUUGAUAUGGAGUUCGUUGAUCCCGAGCCUGCCAUGGCCCUUGAGCCGGUAGUCGCUUCUGACCCAGUGUUUGAGCAUGACCCUGUUCAUGCUGGCGUACCCAUUAUCGAUCCAGUGAUUGCUGACCCACCCAUUGAUGACCAUCCUGUUGAUGCUCCGUUGUUGGAGGGCGAUCAUAUUGACCCACGAGAUGAGCACGCCCAGCAUGGGUGGAUUCCACCUAUUCCCCCACAUACCACCGAUGUACACCACAUUGAUACCUCUUUUUCGUUCCCUCAGUUUACACCUCCAGCUCGACCUGGAGAGGGUUCUUCGGCUCAUCCUUUUGGACACGUACCGACACCUAUCCCAGUUGUACCACAGUUUUCACCUGCUAUUCCCCCUGUUCCACCAUUCUCUGUGCCACCUUUCGAUCCAGCCAGUUAA